GAUUUUGCUCUCCUUAACCAACGCCCUUCUUACAGCUCAGACUCUGACGUAUCGUUCGGUGUCCGUCCGCCAAAAAAAGCGGGAGCGCGACUCGCCGCGUUGGCUCAAUUUAGUUUCGUUCGUCUAGUGAGUCGCGGGCCCGAGUUCGGCGUGUAACUCAAUUCUGGGCUUUGGAUCCGCCGAGGGUCUUAAUUUUGAAGGUAAUUACUGAUAGUCUCUGCAGGAACAGGAGGAACAUGAAGGCACUCAUCCUUGUUGGAGGGUUUGGAACACGCUUGAGGCCACUGACACUCAGUGUCCCGAAGCCACUUGUUGAUUUUGCUAACAAACCCAUGAUUCUUCAUCAGAUAGAAGCUCUUAAGGCAAUUGGAGUAGAUGAAGUGGUUUUGGCUAUUAAUUACCAACCAGAGGUGAUGCUAAACUUUUUAAAGGAAUUUGAGACAAAACUUGGAAUCAAAAUCACAUGCUCACAAGAGACUGAGCCACUUGGCACUGCUGGUCCUCUGGCUCUUGCCAGGGAUAAGCUGGUUGAUGGUUCUGGAGAUCCAUUUUUCGUCCUCAACAGUGAUGUUAUCAGUGAGUAUCCACUCAAAGAAAUGAUUGAAUUCCAUAAAGGACAUGGGGGAGAGGCCUCAAUAAUGGUUACAAAGGUAGAUGAGCCAUCAAAGUACGGGGUGGUGGUUAUGGAAGAGUCCACAGGAAAAGUCGAGAGAUUUGUAGAAAAACCAAAGAUAUUUGUUGGAAACAAAAUCAAUGCUGGAAUCUAUCUGUUGAAUCCGUCAGUUCUUGAUAGAAUUGAGCUGAGGCCCACCUCCAUUGAGAAAGAGGUCUUUCCUCAGAUUGCAGCAGCACAAAAGCUUUAUGCCAUGGUCCUGCCAGGGUUUUGGAUGGACAUUGGACAGCCAAGAGACUACAUUAAAGGCCUGAGACUCUACCUUGACUCCCUGAGAAAAAAAUCUUCGUCCAAGCUGGCAACUGGAACCCACAUUGUGGGAAAUGUCUUGGUGGAUGAGACUGCCAAGAUCGGAGAAGGCUGUUUAAUUGGACCAGAUGUUGCCAUUGGCCCUGGUUGUGUUGUUGAGUCAGGGGUAAGACUCUCUCGCUGCACAGUGAUGCGUGGAGUGCGCAUCAAGAAGCACGCAUGCAUAUCUAGCAGUAUCAUCGGAUGGCACUGCACUGUUGGGCAAUGGGCCCGUGUAGAGAACAUGACCAUUCUCGGCGAAGAUGUUCAUGUAUGCGAUGAAAUUUACAGCAACGGAGGCGUAGUCCUACCCCACAAAGAGAUCAAGUCUAGCAUUUUGAAGCCAGAGAUUGUCAUGUGAGGUAUUAUUAUCAUUCAUUGUUUAUUAGUUCUCAGAGAAGUAGACACUGUUUAGGAACUAGCAAGUGACUGUUGUUUGAAAAAUGGGCUUGUUCCUUUUUUUUCCUCCAUUGCUCCUUUCUGCAAUUCCAGUUGGUGUUGAGUCUUCGAAGUUGAGAGUUGAAGAGUCGGUUUCUAUUUGUUUAGAUGCACGAGAAGGGAUACGAAUGAGUCUGAGAUAUGUAACAUUAGUGUGUAUAUAGAAAAUAAAUUAUCAGUUUGUUUUUCUGUCAUGUGAUCUUUUCCAUUGAUGAAUUGUUUUAAAUGUAUAUUCCUUUGUUAUUAUGGGAGUGUCGGUAGGAUCCCAUGUUGGCAAUUUUUAAUUUGUCCCUCCUAGGCCCCA
This is a messenger RNA of Carica papaya (papaya), 1703 nucleotides long. It is a transcript of the gene CYT1, whose product is annotated as Glucose-1-phosphate adenylyltransferase family protein. NCBI's taxonomy places the organism in Eukaryota, Viridiplantae, Streptophyta, Magnoliopsida, Brassicales, Caricaceae. Gene Ontology annotation, biological process: GDP-mannose biosynthetic process. The record is from RefSeq and is a predicted model, not a curated record. Gene Ontology annotation, molecular function: mannose-1-phosphate guanylyltransferase (GTP) activity; GTP binding.